Messenger RNA from Podospora anserina S mat+, 477 nucleotides. RefSeq lists its product as uncharacterized. NCBI's taxonomy places the organism in Eukaryota, Fungi, Ascomycota, Sordariomycetes, Sordariales, Podosporaceae. The record is from RefSeq and is a predicted model, not a curated record. Bases 1 to 477 code for a protein of 158 amino acids. The transcript has a single exon.
AUGACCGACGCCGACAAGAAGCCAGACCCAGAAGUCCCCGCGGCCACAGAGCCCGCCGUGCUCGAGACGCCCCCGACAAACAUCGAGCCAUCAACAAACACCGAAGCUGAGUCUUCCACUGCGCCGGCGCCAGAGAAGACGCGAGAAGCCACCCUCGAGCAGGCGCGCAUCUUUCUCAAAGACACCGAGACCCAAAAGGCGACCGCAGCACAAAAAACAGAGUUUCUCAAGAGCAAAGGGCUGUCGGAUAGUGAUAUUCAAGACCUCCUAAAGGAAGUUACCCAAGAUGCGCCAGUACGUUUUUCUCUGCCAUAUUGCUUACCAGCAUAUAUCACACUAACCUUUUCAUCUCCCCCAGCACCUCGACCAACAACCACCCCUAACCACCACCACCUCCGUCCUCCCAAAAGAAGACCGCCCCCCCAUCGUCACCUACCCCGAAAUCCUCACCACCCCCUCCCGCCAGAUAACACCUAA